AUGGCAAUGGGGACAGGGGGGACAUGGGUGAGAGUGACUGGGGGACAUGGGGGCAUGGGGGACACGGUGACAGAGGUGACAUUUGUUCCUCAGGAUGACCACAAACUGUCCCUGGAUGAGCUGGGCAGGAAGUACCAGGUGGAUCUGUCCCGGGUGAGAUGUCCCUGUGUCCCCAUGUCCCUGUGUCCCUGUGUCCCUGUGUCCCCGUGUGUGGACAACUCGUCUCUGACGGGGGAGUCGGAGCCGCAGACGCGCUCCCCGGAGUUCACGCACGAGAACCCGCUGGAGACGCGCAACAUCUGCUUCUUCUCCACCAACUGCGUCGAAGGUGGGCGCCCAUCACGCUUUAUCUUCUUUUUCUUCUGCCAGAGUCGGGAUGGGGCCAACGUGCCCGAGGGGCUGCUGGCCACCGUCACGGUGUGCCUGACGCUCACGGCCAAGCGCAUGGCGCGCAAGAACUGCCUGGUGAAGAACCUGGAGGCCGUGGAGACGCUGGGCUCCACCUCCACCAUCUGCUCCGACAAGACCGGCACCCUGACCCAGAACCGCAUGACCGUGGCCCACAUGUGGUUCGACAACCAGAUCCACGAGGCCGACACCACCGAGGACCAGUCGGGUGCCACCUUCGACAAAUGCUUGCUCACCUGGGCAGCACUGGUGACACCGGGGUGGUCAGUGGGUGGCACCGGAGUGGUCAGUGGGUGGCACCGGGGUGGUCAGUGGAUGACACUGGGGUGCUCUCUGUGUCGGGAUCUGGAGGAGGAACAAGUGGAGAUGGUGGGGGAGGAGAUAGGUGUGCCCAGCCCCACCCAGAGGUGUCCCAGGUGUCCCCAAGAGUGUGUCCCCCCCUCCCAGCUGUCCCCAGGUGCUGACGGUGCCCCCCAGGUGAUCAUGGUGACCGGUGACCACCCCAUCACGGCCAAGGCCAUCGCCAAAGGCGUGGGGAUCAUCUCCGAGGGCAACGAGACCGUGGAGGACAUCGCGGCGCGGCUCAACAUCCCCGUCAGCCAGGUGAACCCCAGGGAGGCCAAGGCGUGCGUGGUGCACGGCUCGGACCUGAAGGACAUGAGCUCGGAGCAGCUGGACGAGAUCCUGCGCAACCACACCGAGAUCGUGUUCGCGCGCACGUCCCCCCAGCAGAAGCUGAUCAUCGUGGAGGGCUGCCAGCGACAGGGCGCCAUCGUGGCGGUGACAGGUGACGGCGUCAACGACUCGCCGGCGCUGAAGAAGGCGGACAUCGGCAUCGCCAUGGGCAUCGCCGGCUCCGACGUGUCCAAGCAGCAGGGCAGUGGGGACGUUGGGAAUGUUGAGGAUCUUGGGGACAUUGGGGACACUGAGGACAUUGGAGGCUUUAGGGACGGCCGCCUGAUCUUCGAUAACCUGAAGAAGUCGAUCGCCUACACCCUGACCAGCAACAUCCCCGAGAUCACCCCGUUCCUGCUCUUCAUCAUCGCCAACAUCCCGCUGCCGCUGGGCACCGUCACCAUCCUGUGCAUCGACCUGGGCACCGACAUGGUCCCCGCCAUCUCGCUGGCGUACGAGGCGGCCGAGAGCGACAUCAUGAAACGGCAACCGCGGAACCCCCGCAGCGACAAGCUGGUCAACGAGCGGCUCAUCAGCAUGGCCUACGGCCAGAUCGGGAUGAUCCAGGCUCUGGGCGGGUUCUUUAUGUACUUUGUGACCCAAUCCUGUGCCCCCAAAAAAAACCAAAUUUCCCCGUUUUUUAGGAACAAGAUCCUGAUUUUCGGGCUGCUGGAGGAGACGGCGCUGGCGGCGUUCCUGUCCUACUGCCCGGGCAUGGGGGUGGCGCUGCGCAUGUACCCCCUCAAGUGAGGGACCCCAAAAUCCUGGCUGCACCCCAAAAUCCCAACCCGCACCCCAAAUCUGGCCUGGAACCCCAAAUUCCAGCCUGAACCCCAAAUCCUGGCUGCACCCCAAAAUCCCUACUCACACCCCAAAUCCAACCUGACCCCUAAAUCCAACCUGAACCCCAAAUUCCAGCCUGAACCCCAAAUUCCCACCUGAACCCCAAAUCCUGGCUGCACCCCAAAAUCCCUACUCACACCCCAAAUCCAACCUGACCCCUAAAUCCAGCCUGAACCCCAAAUUCCUUCCGCACCCCA
Molecule: messenger RNA, 2123 nt
Organism: Ficedula albicollis (Collared flycatcher)
Lineage: Eukaryota; Metazoa; Chordata; Aves; Passeriformes; Muscicapidae
Product: sodium/potassium-transporting ATPase subunit alpha-2-like
Exons: 14
Coding region: 1-1833 (610 amino acids)
Biological process (GO): intracellular sodium ion homeostasis; sodium ion export across plasma membrane; proton transmembrane transport
Cellular component (GO): membrane
Molecular function (GO): ATP hydrolysis activity; ATP binding; P-type sodium:potassium-exchanging transporter activity
Source: RefSeq, a predicted model, not a curated record